This is a messenger RNA of Scylla paramamosain (green mud crab), 2606 nucleotides long. It is a transcript of the gene pths, whose product is annotated as probable ATP-dependent RNA helicase DDX47. The record is from RefSeq and is a predicted model, not a curated record. The coding region runs from base 104 to 1462 and encodes 452 amino acids. The transcript is spliced from 10 exons. Lineage: Eukaryota; Metazoa; Arthropoda; Malacostraca; Decapoda; Portunidae. Gene Ontology annotation, molecular function: ATP binding; RNA helicase activity; nucleic acid binding.
GUUAGUUGAAAUCCACACAUAAACUUUAGGCUCGUGGUGUUUAUAAGAUGGCGGGAGGUCACAGGAGGAGGAGGAGGAAGAGAAGACAAGUAAACAAACCAGCAUGGCGGAGGAAGAGAAGAGCACCAUCACAUUUAAGGACCUCGGUGUGGUAGAUGAGCUGUGUGCGGCAUGUGAGGGGCUUGGAUGGAAGACCCCCUCGGCCAUCCAGCGGGAGGCCAUACCGCUGGCCCUGCAGGACAAGGAUGUGAUUGGCUUGGCAGAGACCGGGUCAGGAAAGACUGGUGCCUUCGGACUGCCACUGCUGCAGGCACUGAUAUCGAGGCCCCAGCGGCUCUUUGGACUGGUGUUGACCCCUACCAGAGAGUUGGCCUACCAGAUCAAGGAGCAGUUUGAUGCCAUGGGGCGGGCGGUGGGGGUGACCUGCGUGGUGGUGGUGGGAGGCAUGGACAUCACCCAGCAGGCAGUGGAGCUGGCCAAGCGCCCUCACAUCAUUGUGGCCACGCCGGGCCGCCUCGUAGACCACCUGCAGAAGACCAAGGGGUUCAACCUGAAGGCGCUCAAGUACCUGGUGAUGGACGAGGCAGACCGCAUUUUGAACCUGGACUUCGAGGAGGAGGUGGACAAGAUCCUGAAGGAGCUGCCACGGGAGAGGAGGACAAUGCUGUUCUCCGCCACCAUGACCAGCAAGGUGAACAAGCUGCAGAGGGCACACCUGAAGGACCCCGUCAAGGUGGAGGUGUCAUCAAAGUACCAGACAGUGUCCAAGCUGAAGCAGUACAUGUUGUUUGUGCCCUGCAAACACAAGCACCUCUACCUGAUCCACAUUUUAAACGAGAUUGGCAACCAGGCCGUUAUAGUAUUCUGCGCCACCCAGCUGUCCACCCUCCGUACCGCCCUUAUGCUGCGGAAUCUCGGGUUCACGGCUAUUCCUCUGUAUGGGAAGAUGACACAGAACAAGAGGUUAGGGGCGCUUAACAAGUUCAAGGCCAAGGAACGAUCCAUCUUACUGGCUACUGAUGUUGCUUCAAGAGGCUUGGACAUUCCUGCAGUGGAUUACGUCAUCAACUUUGACGUCCCGAUGCACAGCAAGAACUACAUCCACCGGGUGGGCCGCACUGCUCGGGCCGGCAAGGCGGGGGUGGCCAUCACACUGGUGUCCCAGUACGAGGUGGAGGUGUACCAGAGGAUCGAGGAGCUGCUCAACACCCGCCUGGAGGUGUACCCAGUCGUCAAGGAGGAGGUGCUGGUGCUGGAGGAACGGGUGGCUGAGGCUGAGAGAUUCGCCAAGAUUGAGAUGGCGCGGCUAGACGAGAAGGGAGGGAAGAGAGGGAAGAAGAGAGCUGCUGAUGAUGACGAUGAGGAGGAGAGCAUGGGAGUAAGGAACCGCAUCAAGAACAAGAACAAACAUAACAACAACAACAACAACAAAAAGAAGAAGAAGUUUAAGGGGAGACCGUAAAGAGAAAGAAAUGGAAAGGAAAGAAAAGAGAAUGUUGUUUAUUUUUCAUUUUUUUUCUAUUUUCUCUCAAUAUGUGACCAAUAAAUUUUAAAUGAAGGUUUGAAAGGUAUCUUCUUUUUUUCUAGGCUAGUUUUCCUUGCAUAUGUCUGGUUGUUUAUGUUAAAUGUCAUCUAUUUAAUUGGCCUAGUUAUUCAAGAGUAUUGUUGUAGAUUCCUAUUAACUUUUAAAAAUGUGUAAGUUCAGAAUUAAAUGAAUGAUAUAUAUAUUUUCUUGUACAGAUAUUCUACUGUAGCAACAUUAUCUUUCUCUUGUUCAGCUCAUUUAUGUUAUUUAUUAUCACACCAGGGUCUAGUUACAGGUGACUCAUUACUUCAGUCCAAGUCACCUGAAUAUUUUUCCCAAUACAAGUACAGUCAUUUUACUACAUACUCAGUCCAAGUCAAGUAUAUGUCAUUGUAUUUAAAUAGAAGUACUUUAUGCGAUAAAAAGAAUUCCUGUCACAGAUUUGUAAAGCACGAAAGUUAGUAGUUUUCUUUUAUACACAUUAAUGAGUACACUGUUGAAAAUUAUGUUCCUUUAUUCUCUGUUACACUCCAAUAUGAUAACACUCAUUAAGCAUAUUUACCCAACAGUAUCAUCCCAAAGUUCACUAGAAUCUAUAUACAGUAUAUAACCUUUGAUUAAAUACAAUGUACUUGCUUGUACUUGAGUGUACUUGGUAUUUUUCAAGUAAUUUGGGUCUAAGUACAAGUAUAAGGACAAGUAACAUUGAAUUUUUAAAGUCCAAAUACAAGUUUAUGAAAAUCUGUACCUAGUCUAAGUACAUAUACUUAAGCUCACCCCUGGACCACACAUUCCUUAAUUUGUGUGUUGUAAUUUUUGUCAGGGUAAUAUUGUUAUCAAAUUGGUACCUGUGUCUCUGUCAUGUAUGUUUUGUUUUCAGUUUUAUGGAAGUGUUCUAAGUUUUGCUACCUAUUCAUGUCUCAGUUUGAAUUUAGAAAAGUUUAGUUAUCCAUGUCUUGAAGUUUAGGAAGUUGAAGUUUUUAGUCAUUUAUUUCUCUGUUCAAGUUCAGGAAAAUUUAAGUUUCAUAAAAAGUUAAUAAGGGCUUCAUAUUUUUCAAGAUAAACAUUCUCUAAAGAUUUC